Haemonchus placei is the source of this 192-nucleotide messenger RNA. NCBI's taxonomy places the organism in Eukaryota, Metazoa, Nematoda, Chromadorea, Rhabditida, Trichostrongylidae. The record is from the annotation of a GenBank genome assembly.
CUUUUCCGUUCCUUGCACGCCCUGAUACAUUCGUUAUCUAGCUCUCUUGGAGUCCUUUUCAAUAUGCUCCUGAUUUUUCUCGUUUUGAAGAAAACCCCAAAACAGCUCAGAACUUAUUCGAUUUUGAUUCUUAACUUUGCAUUGUGCGAGCUUUUCACAUGCUUAGCAGAUCUACUAGUUCAACCGAGGUGA